Messenger RNA from Maudiozyma barnettii, 4812 nucleotides. It is a transcript of the gene ESP1, whose product is annotated as separase. Gene Ontology annotation, biological process: meiotic chromosome separation; proteolysis. Gene Ontology annotation, molecular function: cysteine-type endopeptidase activity. Gene Ontology annotation, cellular component: cytoplasm; mitotic spindle; mitotic spindle pole body. NCBI's taxonomy places the organism in Eukaryota, Fungi, Ascomycota, Saccharomycetes, Saccharomycetales, Saccharomycetaceae. The record is from RefSeq and is a predicted model, not a curated record. The transcript has a single exon. The coding region runs from base 1 to 4812 and encodes 1603 amino acids.
AUGUCAAGAUCCGAUGACCCUUUAAACGAAAUGAGCUCCAAUACUUUUUUCAGAGGUUCAUCAAAGAGUAUAAAUUCCUUUGCAAAACCUCAACCUUCACAGUUCAUCAAAGACCUAUAUACGUCAAGCAAUAUCGAAAUAGGGUUCCAAAUAAUUACCAAUUUUUGUACUAAUUGCACCACUUACAGUAAAAGCAAGAUGAAUGAUAUUCAUGGUGUUAUCACAGAAGUCUACAAAAUAUUAAUACGGAUUCAUUCCAUAACUCAUAUAAAAUCCUUAGUGAGGUUACAUUUAAUGAUAAUAGGGAAGUAUAUUUCAGACAGCCAUUACUCUCGAGCGUCUCUGGAAAUUAUGAAUCUUUAUAACACCACAAAUAUAUAUAAAUCACAGAAUUUUGAAGAUAUUCUACUAUCUGAUAUUUAUAAGUCCAAUCAUUAUUACAUUUCAAGUGUCAAGAUACUAAUACUCCAAAUUAUCAUUAAAACGAAAACUGUAUCAACUUAUGAAACUACACUAAUAAAAUUAUUUGCAUAUGAUGGAAGAUUUCUUCUAAGAGAUCCAAAGAUUAAAAUCCAUAUACUGAAUAAAUUACUCCUUAAUCUCUAUAGCUCAAGUACCCACUAUAAAAUACUUUACGGAUUGAAAUUUUUGAAAUACAUGAAUCAAUAUAAUUUAAAAUUCCAGGACUAUAUUAAGAAUAUAGAUGAAACUACUUUCAAACGUCAACUUAUAGCAUACUAUCGUAAUAACCAAGAAAGUAACCACUAUUUAAAUCUAUAUUAUAUGGACUAUUCGAAGUAUACACAAAGUUUAGAUAAACUAAUGUUAUCGGACAUUAUAACUGAAGAACAAGAUACAAAAGUACAUUUUAAUAACCACAAUGAUAUUAUUAAAUUAACCAAACUGAACAAGGAUGCUUAUCAUUAUAUCGGGAUCGAAGCUUUGAACGUUACCAUAUUGCAAGGGUUUGCUAUUUUAGAAAAAAAGGAUAUAAUGCUAUGUGAUAAAUUACUGGCAUUAACAUACAUAUGGAAACUUAUGAUGACACAAUCUAUCGUAUUUGAAGAACAACAAAAGAAAUUAUAUGAUAUAACACUGACAUUUUUGAACCAUAAUCUGGAUAAAUCAAAACCUAAUGGAAAUGAACUUCUAGAAAUUUUGUACAAUAUAGGUAUAAACUUCAAACAAUUUCAAAGAUUAUCUAAUUUGGUAAAUGUAAUGUUCAAUACAGCAAUUACUCAAAAUGAUGUUUCUCUAUUAUUAUUAACUGUCAAAACAGAGCUGUCAAUUUUGAACACAUCAUUAGAUAGACCUAACAUGACCUACCGUAGCAUUACAAAGAAAAUGGAUAAAUUCCUCCAGGCCACACAAAUUCAAAAGUAUAGACACGAAAUUUUAUCGAAGUAUCUUAAUAUUUUCGCUGUAUUUGGUGCCGAAACGUUUCAAGAACUCCAAUUGUAUUGUCAAUCUUGUGAGUCUGUAAUUGUGAAAAGACAUCAAAAUAAUGAUCUAUCGAAUAUUUUUGGUAUAUCAGAAGUCAUGCUAGUAUUUCUUCGCCUGAAAACAGACUCAGAAAAUGAAAAUUGUGAGAAAAAUAAUAUCCUAACCAAUAUGGUACAAUCCACUAUAAGUGGCAAAUUUAUUGAAUGCACUGGCCAGAUAUCUGCUAUCAAUAAAUUUCAUUUUCUUUACAAAUAUGAGGCCUUAAUAAAGUGUGUUUAUUAUUUUGAUCUCAGCUUGAAAAAUUCCUGUACCAAAGACAUACAUAAUAUCAUUGAUACUUAUAAAAAACAAUGGUUUAUAAAUCAGAAUAACAUAACCACAUUAUCAGAAUUAGAAAUUAAUUUUUUAAGGACAGUAUUCUCACACCUAAUAUUUAUACAAUUCGAUAAGAUGGCAUUAGGGUUAUUGGAGCUUAUUUCGACCAAUAAUACCUAUUAUAAUGAGUUAUCCUUGGAUAUAAUACAAUAUUCCUUAGUUGCGUCUUAUCGUUUGGGGUUAGGUCUAAAAAUUGAUUUUCUAAAACAAACAGUUCAAUCUUUAUCUGCUGAUUUUACUCAGAUGAAAUUAGAUAGACUAUUACUAAUUCUAGAUAUUUAUCUUAACAUUUGUUUGUGGUACAACGAUGACCAAAAAUUUACCGAAAUAUUCCAAGAUAAUUUAAUUACAACUAGGAAAGAAAUAUUUGAUAUCAAUAACACAUUAAAAUUACCAUUCAAUUCAUACAUUUCAAUUCUAAUAUUUAAUCUUAAGUUGUACAACACAGCUUCAACAAUUCAAGCCAAUAUAUAUGCUCUAGUUCCAUCGAUUGUUGAAAGUAAACGUGCAGUUAAGUUGUCAAUGUCUUUACUAAAGUUACUGAGUAAGGUUAAUUACACAACCAGAAAUGUACUGAUUCAAACACUAACUGAUUGUUAUAUAAAUUUGAUGGAAGCCCAUAUUCGUAUUGGGUUAUCGAAGGAUACAGAAUUCUAUGUGAAAGAAAUGACAAAAAUAAUAGACAAAUUGAAAGACCCAUCCAUUAUUUUCAAAUGUCUCCAUUCACUGCAACAGUAUUAUCACGUUACCAAGCAAGAUGACCUAAAAGCCAUCACUCUACAAGAGGCUAAUAAAAUAUAUGAUCACAUCAGCAGUGAGGAGGACAUCAUCAGUUUAACAAAAUUUCUUUUUGAUAAUAAUGAAUAUGAGAAACUUGAAAAAUCAUUGAGUCUCAUUUUUGGAUCUGACCUUCCUAAUACGAGAUUAUUGCAUUAUUGGAGACUUAAAAUGGGGAAAACUGUUGUACCAGGGACUAUUAUCCCUCCGAAAUUAUUGGUUUUAGAUUCAAUUAAUAGAGUAGAUGCAAUAUAUCGGAGAAUUUUAAACCAAUUAGAGACAGACCCUUUUUUCAAAAGCAUUUAUGAAUCAUCGCUGGCGAUUCCAUCCAUAAAGAAAGAGAAUGGGAAGACGACAGACAAAAAGAUAUACCAAAAUAUGAACGACAAUAUCAUGAAUUCUCCUAGAUCUUCAAAUAUGACACCAAAAUCCAAAAGUCGUGUCCAAAAAUUUGACAGAGCAUUAGUUUUGGAUAAUUUAGAGAAAGUUCUAAACACCAUAGAAAGUAUCUCUCCUUUUGAACUUGAUCAUGUAUCAUUACUGAGGAUUACAUCUAUAUAUUCUAAAUGUUCUAUUAUUCUAUCGAACCUUUAUGACAAUUCAAGAAAUUUUAUGACACACACGUUAUUUUUAUCAGAAUUAUCAAGAUACCUGCCACAUCAUUAUGAUCGAAUAUUGAGUAGGUUAGACCCUAAGAUAUAUCAAGAUUUUUGUUUACUACCGCUAGGUUCCGUGUCCCAUGGAUUAUUAAUAAAAAAUAUGACCUCCUUAAAUGAACAAAUUAGAGAUAUAAAAGAUCUUGAUUUUCUAUUUGAUAUAAUCACGAUUGACAUAUGUCCAGUAACAGGGAAUUUAUUGUUAUCCAAAUCAAAUUCCUAUGACGAAUCCAAUAUUUAUCUUACAAUACCAUUAAAUGGAUCCUUUUUCAGAGAUUUAGAUGGAACUCGGAUAUCAUACAUAGAAGCUGUUAAUGAACUUAACAGUAUUAUUGAAAAUAGUAAUGAAUCUGUUUCUCGUAAAGUCACUUCCUGUAUAACUACAAGCGAUGGUAGAAAGGGAUGGUGGAAGAACAGAUAUAUGCUAGAUAAGCAAUUAGAGAAAUUGUUACAAAGGAUCGAAAGAUCAUGGCUUGGGGGUUUUCAAGGUUUCUUUUCCGUUAGAAAAAUAAAUGAAGUAUAUUUUGCUGAGUUUUCUCAAAAAUUUAAUGAGAUUCUACAUAAUAAUUUGCCAUCUAGAAAACAUGUCGGUACACCUGAUGCUUUUUUGCAACUUGAGAACUGGAUUCUUGAAUUAUUUCUUCUAAUGGAUCAUUUAAAUGAGAAUUUUCUAGUAAUGGUUGAAGAUUUGCUAUAUUUUGUUCUAGAUAUUUUGGUAUAUCAUGGAGAAGAAAAUGCCUAUGACGAAAUUGAUAUGAGCUUACUUCAUUUCCAAACUGAAGAAGCAAUAAUGAAAUACCAUACAAGAUGUGGGAUUGGUGGCUCUAAAAGGGUACAACAUACUUUCUUGGUUGUCAGUAACAAAUGCCACUUGUUUCCAUGGGAAAGUAUGGCAUUUAUGAAAACUUUAUCUAUCUCUAGAGUUCCUUCGCUACAUAUCUUAAAAGAAAUGUUGCAGAAUAACAAUAAUAAAGUUCAACUUGAUGUACAUGUUGAUAGAAAACUAUCAAUGGUUCUGAACCCCGGAGGUGAUUUAGUACGCUCUGAAGAACGUUUCACAGAGUUAUUCUCUAACAUUGGAAGAAAUUGUCCUGAGUCCAAAUUGUUAAUACAUGAAAAACCUAGUGAGUCUGAUCUUUUGGCCAUGAUAAAUUUAUCAAAUAUGUUCAUAUAUAUUGGUCAUGGUGGCGGUGAGCAGUAUGCUAGAAAUAAAGAAAUAAAAAGACAAAAUAAACUAUGUCCAAGUUUGUUAUUAGGAUGCUCCUCUGCAGCUAUGAAGUAUUAUGGAGAUUUAGAACCAACAGGUGUAAUAUAUUCGUAUUUGCUAGGCGGAGCUCCUUUGGUUGUUGGUAAUUUAUGGGAUGUGACAGACAAGGAUAUAGACAAAUUCACUAUGUCUGUAUUUGAAAAGAUCGGAUUAAUAAGAAACAUUACAAAUUCAUCGAAUGAUGGAACGAGUGUUAAUGAUGCUGUGGAGGAAUCAAGAGACGUCUGUAAUUUGAAGUAUCUUAAUGGUACGGCGCCGGUCGUAUAUGGUUUACCAGCAAAAAUUAUAUACUAG